AAAGCAAAGUACUCUGUGGUCAAAAGUGUCAAAUGUCAUUAUUUAUUUUUGCACGAUCUAGCUGAUAAUAUUGAAAUCUUUAUUUCGUGAAUAAAUUAAUAACUUUUAAAUAAUAAGGAAAGAACCUUGAGCAUAUUUAUUAUAUAAUACUUCCAAACACAAACACGAAAUGGGUAACUGGAAACUGGAAGUAGCAAGAAUGGCUAUGUAUACAUCUUUCCCGGUAGCUUUAUUCUUCUUUUUUAAUCAGCCUACGUAUUUUGAAGAGUGGGUUACGAAUACUAAACGGCAAAUCUUCCCACCAGAGAAUGUAAAAGACAGAGAAGCCUUCCAACAACUCAUCAAGGACAUGAGAAAAAAGCAAAUGCAAUCCCUCGAGGACUGAUUUACGGGUUACCUUUAGUGCUAGAUUUGUUAAUUUAACAUAUAUUUAAUUAAAUAUACGUGUGAAGUUUUA
This is a messenger RNA of Colias croceus (clouded yellow), 457 nucleotides long. Its product is annotated as protein PET100 homolog, mitochondrial. NCBI's taxonomy places the organism in Eukaryota, Metazoa, Arthropoda, Insecta, Lepidoptera, Pieridae. Gene Ontology annotation, biological process: mitochondrial respiratory chain complex IV assembly. Bases 170 to 385 code for a protein of 71 amino acids. The record is from RefSeq and is a predicted model, not a curated record. Gene Ontology annotation, cellular component: mitochondrion; mitochondrial inner membrane. The transcript has a single exon.